Messenger RNA from Oryzias melastigma (Indian medaka), 4296 nucleotides. Its product is annotated as transcription factor SOX-6. Gene Ontology annotation, cellular component: nucleus. The coding region runs from base 698 to 3034 and encodes 778 amino acids. The transcript is spliced from 16 exons. Gene Ontology annotation, molecular function: RNA polymerase II cis-regulatory region sequence-specific DNA binding; DNA-binding transcription factor activity, RNA polymerase II-specific. Gene Ontology annotation, biological process: positive regulation of chondrocyte differentiation; cell fate commitment; central nervous system development. The record is from RefSeq and is a predicted model, not a curated record. Lineage: Eukaryota; Metazoa; Chordata; Actinopteri; Beloniformes; Adrianichthyidae.
UUCCAGAAGUGUCGUGAACUGGUUUGAUUUGUGUUGUUGUUGUUGCCGCGCUCUGAUCCCCGCAGUGCUGACGGUGAAUGAGAAAAGUUGUACGGUUCCGAGCGCGCACCGGCGCACGCGCGUGAGGAAACUUGAGGAAAAGUUGAAAGAAAGCCUCUGAAAUGGGACUAAAGCUGAGUGUUUUGAUUGUAAGGACUUCUGUCAAAGAAAGUGACACAGACGGACAGACAGAUAAAAAGCGAGAGAGGGAGUGUGAAAGAGGGAGGAGGCGGGCGGGAGGGAGAGGAGGGGUUAUCCUGUUUCUGCGUCUUUGCCCGGCAGUGCCCUGCACUCUGACGAAGCCUCAACACAGAGCUGGACGGGGAAUAACCCAAAAUACUUUUCAAUCUCCAAACUGAAAACUUUUGAAAGCUGCUGAAAACGACGCCGAGGUGUUUGUUUUUUCCCUCUCAGUCUCUCGGUGGAGCGCAAACGGAGGAGUUACCAAAAGUCCACGACGCGCUCCAGCGAUGGUGACUUUACGCACGGGAUUUGACGGCUGUUUGAACUGACUGCUGGGCACGCGCGCUCCUGUCCGCCCGUUAACGCGCUCCAACUUUACAAGAAGUGAACACAGAAGAAGUGAAAACAGGUUCAUGAAUUGUAAAGCUUUUCACCAGUGAGAAGAGGGUGUUGGAGCUGAAGUCCCUUAUUUCUAAUGAUGUCUUCCAUGCGAGCAACUCCUCCCUUUCGCCCACCGUCUGAGGAGGCAGAAGCGAUGGGUCAGGACAGCGCAGUCUGGGCCGACGACGAGCCAGAGGCCCCAAAGGAGACGGGGUCCCCCUUGUUACCUGAUCAGCCUCACUCGGAUGAACUUCAGCCCGUCAGAGAAAAGCGGAUGGAUGCUGACUGGGAAAAUGUCGCCCCUGCUGCGAUGGACAACGAAAGCAACAAAAGCUGCUCUGUCUACUCCCAUCGGAAUAACUCAACGUCUCCAACCAAGCUGGAGGAGUGCCCGAGGGACCGUGGAGAGCCGAUGACCGGCUUUCCCUUUGGAACACCAGAGCGCCGCAAAGGAAGCCUGGCAGACGUGGUGGACACUCUGAAACAGAAGAAACUGGUGGAGUUGACAAAGACAGAACAAGACGAGACAUCUUGCAUGGAGAGGCUCCUGUCCAAGGAGUGGAAGGAGCGAGUUGACCGCCUGAAUGCCAACGAACUGCUGGGGGAAGUUAAAGGCACGCCAGAGUCACUCGAGGAAAAGGAGCGCCAACUUUCCACCAUGAUCGGUCAGCUGAUCAACCUUAGAGAGCAGCUUCUCGCCGCCCAUGACGAGCAGAAAAAGAUGGCCGCCUCGCAGCUGGAGAAGCAGAGGCAACAGAUGGAGCUGGCCAGGCAGCAGCAGGAGCAGAUUGCCAGACAGCAACAGCAGCUCCUGCAGCAGCAGCACAAGAUAAACAUCCUCCAGCAGCAGAUCCAGGUCCAGGGUCACAUGCCUCCGCUGAUGAUCCCGGUGUUUCCACACGACCAGCGGUCUCUGGCUGCCGCCGCCGCCGCACAGCAAGGCUUCCUCUUCCCCCCCGGCAUGUCCUACAAGCCAGGUGAGAAUUACCCAAUGCAGUUCAUUCCAUCGACAAUGGCGGCGGCGGCGGCGUCUGGACUCAGCCCUUUACAGCUACAGCAGCUGUAUGCCGCACAGCUGGCAAGCAUGCAGAUCUCACCAGGGGCCAAAAUGGCUCCCCUCCCUCAGGCUCCCAACUCCUCCAGUCCUCUGUCCCCUUCCACCCUGAAGAGCGAGAAACAAGCCGCCAGCCCAGUCGCUCAGAUCAAGGAGGAAGGAUCCACGCAGCCCCUCAACCUCUCAGCCAGACCUAAAACAGCCGAGCCUCUCCGCUCCCCGACGUCCCCCACUCAGAGUCUGCUGUCUGGAAGCAAGACCAGCCCCACCGGCAUCGGCAAAGGUCGCAUCCCGAGCCCAAUCCCCAACAUGGGCAGGAACAGCUCCCUGGACAUCUUGUCCAGCCUGAACUCCACGGCGCUGUUUGGGGACCAGGAUGCGGUGCUGAAGGCCAUCCAGGAGGCCAGGAGCAUGAGGGAGCAGAUCCAGAGAGAGCAGCUCCACCAUCAGCAGCACCCCCAGCAGCCGGGGCCCCAGAGCCUUGAUGCCAAACUGUCGGCACUCAGCGGCAUGAGCCUCAACAAUGGCAACAAGGAGCGACUACACUACGAGACACUGAGCCAACAUCUAGGGAAGCUGGGGGAGGACGCUGGGAAGAUGGUCCAUCGAGUCAUUGACCUGACAAGACCAGAAGAUUUGGACGGGAGUAGCAUCACAGAAGCGCGUGUCUUCCGGGAGGCACGGGGCAGGAACACCAGUGAGCCCCACAUCAAGAGGCCAAUGAACGCCUUCAUGGUUUGGGCCAAAGAUGAGAGGAGGAAGAUCCUGCAAACCUUCCCCGACAUGCACAACUCCAACAUCAGCAAGAUCCUCGGUUCUCGCUGGAAAGCCAUGUCCAAUCAGGAGAAGCAGCCCUACUACGAGGAGCAAGCCCGCCUAAGCAAGAUCCACUUGGAAAAAUAUCCCAACUACAAGUACAAGCCCCGGCCGAAGAGGACCUGCAUCAUCGACGGCAAAAAGCUGCGCAUCGGGGAGUACAAGCAGAUGAUGCGGUCCCGGCGCCAGGAGAUGAGGCAGUUCUUUGUCGGGCCUCAGCCACCUAUCUCUCUGGGCAACAGCACAGGAGGUGUAGGAGUCUACCCGGGCGCCAUAACCAUGGCAACAGCUGCCACGCGGUCCCCGCACUUGACCUCAGACUGCUCAAGCAACUCGGUGAGCCCAGAGCCGACUGUCCCCGUCAUUCAGAGCACGUUCAAGGUGAAGUCUGAGCCCGGCGGGGGCGGGGGCAGCAACGGCGGUGGGGUCGGCUCCUUGGAUCUGCCCGGUGACCCCGCCAACGGAGACGAGGACAUGGACAUGUACGAGGACUUCGAGGAUGACCCCAAGUCAGACUAUAGCAGCGACCACGAGACGCAGGAGGCCGUCGGUGCCAACUGAGCAUGCUCAGGGUUUAAGGUGUUAAAAAACAUCAAAACAAUCCAACAAGUCCUAUUCCACCCAAACAACAAAUCUUUUAAGGACAGUUCCUUCAAGAGGCAUGCUUUCAGGACUCCACGCACAGAGAACGAAUGCCCAGCAGGAAGAGGAACUCUGCAGACAUGCUCAUAAAAUGGAAGAACGGCGCUCAGUGUCAGAUGAACAAUCCUCUGAUCAAGCUGACAAUGAGCUUCAGUUUCCUACGACAAUCUUAAACGGAGCGACGUGGACUUUAGAAAAGGACUGUGGGAAAGCGGGACGACGAACAAACGAGCAACGGACACAUGGCUGUGUGGUUUGGAUGAAAGAGCAUGAAGCGUUAGAAACUGUUCUUUGACAGCUAUUUGGUCUUAAAUGUUAAAGGAGUGCUUUAGUUUGAUUAUUUAGAGUUGACCCCCCCCUACUUGUUUUCUGCUCUCUGACAGGUCACUGCCUGUAAAACUCUGGACUGUCGAACUUGAAAUCUGAAAAGUUUUUAAUAUAAAUCCUAGGUCUUGUAAUCUUAUAGUCUUACUUUUUCAUAUAAAUUGAAUGCUACAUCCUUUUUUUCCCUCUGCAAACUGCUUGCAUCCCAUUACAGUUCUCUUUUUUUAUAUCCCAGCUCAGGUAUUAAUUACAAACUAAAGGGAGGACAAUCCCCUAUUAUUACUAUUAUUAUUAUUAUUAUUAUUAUUAUUACUAUGAUAGGUCAGGAAUUACCCAGACUCUGUACAGAUAUUCUUCAAAUGUGCCAAACAUUCACAUCUACUUGGGAUGUCGUAGUCUUAAUUUCUAUUGCUGCAGAAAAGUCUUAUAACUUUUUCUAUCCGACACAACGGGCUCUGUCUUUAGUAAAUGCCGGCUCCCCUUCACACUCGAUCCAGGCAGAGCUCAGAGAAAACACGUCUUCAUUACACUCGGUCACACAUGCAGCCCUUUAACUCUGACAGGUAUGAAGCGCGGCGGCGUGGAAAGCUCCGGCUCUUCUCCUCGCCACUGCAUUGGUGCUGUGGUAACCACGUUGCCCUUAGAUCCUUGGGGCCAAACGUUUAUGCAGUCGCUGCAGCGCAGUGCCAGCGUCUGUCUCUUUAACCCUAGAACUCUUUCGCUAUAAAACUUACACCAUCACUUUUGCUGGAUAAUUUUUACCCGAUAUAAUAUGCCCAAUAAAAAGUAUUUGUCAUAAAAAAUAGAUCCAAAUGUGACAACACAUGAUAAAUUAGAGUAGCUUUCUUAUAUUUUUG